Molecule: messenger RNA, 1311 nt
Organism: Metarhizium acridum CQMa 102
Lineage: Eukaryota; Fungi; Ascomycota; Sordariomycetes; Hypocreales; Clavicipitaceae
Biological process (GO): fatty acid metabolic process
Molecular function (GO): FAD binding; oleate hydratase activity
Source: RefSeq, a predicted model, not a curated record
AUGGUUAAACUCUUCCUGGCUUCCAGACAAGAAGUUAAAAAUAAGAGGAUCAAUGAGGUGUUCAGGCCAGACUUCUUCCAGAGUAACUUUUGGCUGUAUUGGCAAACCAUGUUUGCAUUCCAAACCUGGCACUCUACGUUGGAGAUGAAGCUCUAUCUCCACCGAUUUGUGAACCACAUCCACGGCAUGCCGGAUUUCUCCACGCUCAAAUUUACAAAGUACAACCAGUACGAAUCGCUGGUGCUGCCGCUACAGCAGUGGCUGGAGGACCAGGGCGUCAGGUUUCAAUUCAACACCACGGUUCACGAUGUGGAUUUCGACAUUACCGACCAUGGGAAGCAGGCCAAGUUCAUCCACUGGGUUCAAGACGGCCAAAAGGGUGGCAGGGCCGUUGGUGUCGAUGACCUGGUCUUUAUUACCAUCGGCUCCCUGACCGAGAAUUCCCACCUCGGAGACCAUCAAACUCCUGCCACGAUUCAGGACGGCCCUGCACCAGCAUGGGAUCUCUGGAGACGCAUCUCGGCCAAGAGCACCGACUUUGGUCGUCCAGAGGUGUUUUGCGGCAACAUUCCCGCGACAAAGUGGCAGUCCGCGACCGUGACGACGUUGGACCCUCGCAUCCCGUCUUACAUCCACAGGAUCUGCAAGCGAGACCCGUUCAGCGGCAGAGUGGUGACUGGUGGCAUUGUCACCGUACGAGAUUCCAACUGGCUCAUGAGCUGGACUGUAAACCGGCAGCCUCACUUCAAGAACCAGCCCAAGGACCAGAUCGUUGUUUGGGUCUACAGCCUGCUCACCGAAAAGCCAGGCAACUACGUCAAAAAGGCAAUGCAAGACUGCACCGGGGAGGAAAUCACGCAAGAGUGGCUGUAUCACCUGGGUGUUCCCGAGGCCGACAUAGCAGUUCUUUCUGCAACAGGCGCAAAGUGUGUGCCCGUCAUGAUGCCCUAUGUCACGUCCUUCUUCAUGCCGCGGCAGGCCGGAGACCGUCCAGAUGUCGUGCCCCCGGGGUCCAAGAAUUUCGCAUUCAUCGGCCAGUUCGCCGAGACGACGCGCGAUACGAUUUUCACCACCGAGUAUUCCGUUCGAACGGCCAUGGAGUCGGUGUAUCAGCUUGCCGGCGUGGACCGCGGCGUGCCAGAGGUUUUUGCCUCGACCUACGACAUUAGACACCUGUUGAAUGCGUCCUGUCAACUGAGGGAUGGCAAGGAACUGGUAACCUGGCUGCCGGAGAGGAUACGGAAGCUUUUGUUUGAGAAGAUGGAGAAGAACCAAAUCGGCCAGCUUUUGCACGAGUAUCACCUGAUCUAG